AUGAAGUCAGUCCGCGCCUGGGAUGGUGCUCAUGGCGACUACCGUUUCCGCUUCGGCCACCAAAGGCAUGCACAAAGGUCGUUCUACGCACUGGGCAAGAUGCCUGCAUACACGUGGCAAGGUGAAUUAUGUAUCCGCACUAACAAAGAGUCUCGCACUCAUCCUGUUGGUCAGGUUCGACUGCGAGAGAUGUCGCUGGAGUAG
Plenodomus lingam JN3 is the source of this 204-nucleotide messenger RNA. RefSeq lists its product as uncharacterized. The record is from RefSeq and is a predicted model, not a curated record. Lineage: Eukaryota; Fungi; Ascomycota; Dothideomycetes; Pleosporales; Leptosphaeriaceae.